Messenger RNA from Colletotrichum aenigma, 1008 nucleotides. Its product is annotated as Zinc-type alcohol dehydrogenase-like protein. The record is from RefSeq and is a predicted model, not a curated record. Bases 1 to 1008 code for a protein of 335 amino acids. Gene Ontology annotation, cellular component: mitochondrion. Gene Ontology annotation, molecular function: oxidoreductase activity. The transcript has a single exon. NCBI's taxonomy places the organism in Eukaryota, Fungi, Ascomycota, Sordariomycetes, Glomerellales, Glomerellaceae.
AUGGAAGCCUGGCAAUACACCACCAUCACCAAAACCCUCGAGAACUCCCUAUCACUCAACAAAAUCACCACUCCACCAGACGCAUCGUCUCUCCCCAAAGAUCAUGUCCUCAUCGAAGUCAUCACAGCCGGCAUCAACCCCGUCGAGUACAAGCUCCCCGAGAUCCCUGUCUUCGGAAAGUUCAUGAUCCAGCCCGCGAGUAGUCCAGGUCUGGACUUCUGCGGUCGAAUCAAGGCCAAAAAUGGCGCCGACGACUUUGCCGAGGGCCAGCUCGUUUUCGGUGCUCUGAGCAUCGGGACCAAGCUGCCCAAGUUUGGCAGCCUGGGCCAGCUUAUGAUCGCUCCGUGCUCUCACAUCGCGCCUGUUCCUGAAGGUGUUGAUCCCGACGAUGCGGCUGCUUUGGGAACAGCCGGGUUGACGGCAUUCCAAUCACUCCCCAAAGAUCGCUUGCAACCUGGCUCGAAGGUAUUCAUCAACGGCGGUAGCGGCGGCGUUGGCUCCUUCACAAUUCAGUUCGCCAAGGCCGCUGGUGCGUAUGUCGUUGCGACAUGUUCCACGGCAAAUGUCGACCUUUGCAAGAGGCUUGGAGCGGAUGAGGUGAUUAAUUAUCGAACGGCAGAUGUCCUGAGCGACCUAAAGGCAAAGGGGCCCAUCUUUGACGUAGCAAUCGACAACGUCGGCAGCCCGGAGUGUCUGUACGAGAGCUGCGCACAUUUCCUCAAACCCGACGGCGUCUUCGUCCAGGUUGCCAUGCAGAAAUCCAUGGUCAGCAUGCUGCGCAGGAACAUGCUGCCGAGAUUUCUGGGCGGUGGGAAGAGACGGUUCCAGACGGUGAGAGUCAGCCCUAGUCGAGAGGAUCUGGAACAAAUUGGUCGAUGGACAGUCGAGGGAAAGGUGAAAGUGUUGAUUGAUGAGAAGUUUGAGUGGGCGGACGCGCCGAAAGCGUACGCGAAGCUCAGGCUGGGACGGACGACGGGGAAGAUAGUUGUUCAUGUAGGCCACGCCUAA